Messenger RNA from Rhipicephalus microplus (southern cattle tick), 3760 nucleotides. RefSeq names its product nuclear pore membrane glycoprotein 210. Lineage: Eukaryota; Metazoa; Arthropoda; Arachnida; Ixodida; Ixodidae. The record is from RefSeq and is a predicted model, not a curated record. Gene Ontology annotation, cellular component: nuclear pore.
AUGGGCUCCGUCAGAAAGUUGCCAGGUCACUUGUGUCUUCUUCUUCUGGUGCUGAGCAUGACGAAACAGGCGAGGCUGAAUGUCCCACGGCUUCUACUACCACGUCUGGUCGAAGUCGCCUCUAACUACACUCUGAACCUGGUGAAUGUCGACGAGCGCGGCUGCUAUGAAUGGCACUCGAGCAGACCAGAGGUUGCCAGCGUGUCCGUGCAGGGCAGCUGCUCUCAGUCGGCGAUGGUGUCGGCAGUAUGGAGCCAGCCAAGUCGACAAACUGCUACAGUGCUAGCGCGUGAGACCAGCACUGGCGAGACACUGCGCUGUGAUGUGAUUAUUGACCAGGUCGUCUCGCUCAAGGUCGUGACCACGACGCAGGAGCUUCUGCUCGAGGACUCGCCUGAGCUCCUCGAGGUUCAGGGCUUUAACCAAAAAGGCACUGGCGAGACACUGCGCUGUGAUGUGAUUAUUGACCAGGUCGUCUCGCUCAAGGUCGUGACCACGACGCGGGAGCUUCUGCUCGAGGACUCGCCUGAGCUCCUCGAGGUUCAGGGCUUUAACCAAAAAGGGGACACAUUCUCCUCCAUUGAGGGCAUCUCCUUUGACUGGAGCUUACAACAGUACGAGCCUGUACUCAGGUUCGUGCCAGCAUCGGAGUGGCCGUAUGAACUGCCAAGUCCUGGACUGCUUUUCUGGGAGUCUAAGAGCCGUCGUGGCUGGGCAGUGCUUCUCGAGGGCAAGACAGCGGGCACGGCUCGGGUGUCCGUACGACCCAUGCACUCAGCCUAUAAGGACUUGGUGCCUCAGGACCUGGAGCUUCGCGUUGUGGACAGUGUGCGGCUUGAACCCUCGACUGUGUACCUUCUGCCCGGUUGCCAGGCCUGCUUCCAGCUGCAGCGACUGAUGCAGGGACGCCCACCAAGCCCUGUGGCCCCGUCAAAGCGAUACACACAGCGCAUCGAAGACAGCCAGGUGGCAAGUCUAGAGGGCCUGUGCGUGUUGGCCCGAAAACUGGGUCACACCCAGGUUCUGCUGACCAAUGCACGCUUUUUGGUGUCUCCUGGAGACGCUUGGGUGCUAGAGCAUCAGGCCUCGUACUGGGUGGAGGUGCAGCUUUUCGACGAGCAGCAGCAUCGGAUCCACGCCAGUGAGGGUCUCCGAGUGAAUGUGCAUUUUCCUCCGGAAUAUUUCGAGGUGAACUACUCGACCGAAAAUGGCACAGGCCACCGGGUGCGCACCCUUCAGAAGGGCAGUGCUGUGAUUCGUGCAGAGCUGCUGGGUUGCCGGCAACCGGACGGGUCACUGCUGCUGGCCACUGCCUUGGGAGAGCAGUCGGUGUCCAUUCGAGAGAGGCUGACUGUGCAACCAGAGGAGGUCUGGCUACCCUGGGAGCUGAACGAGGAGCUAGCGUACACUGUAGAAGUGCACGCCUUCAGAGGAACGGGAGCUGCAGUGCGGUGGCACCUGGACCAGGAAGCACCAGCGUGGGCUACGAUCGAGGGCCCCACAUUUGGCAGGUCGUCUGCAGUGGUGACACGAGGAGGUCCAGGUCGUGUACACCUGGUGGCCUGGGACAGCCACUUUGCCCCUGCCAACACGUGGGUGUCGCUUGUUCCCAUUGUCAGGCUGGAGAUUCCCGGAGCCCCCGCACUCGAAGCCAAGCUGCCUGCUGAAGAGCUCCUGGUGGCCAUUGCCAUGUACGGUCGUGAUCCCCAGAACCAGCAGCAGAGGCCGUUUGACAACUGCAGCCAAGUGUCACUUACUGCGACAGUGCUGGACAAAGGUGUUCUCAAACCUGUGCCAGAGAGGAUACGGGGAGGUCCACCUGUAGAACAUGGCUGCACAAGUCUUCGCCUGCAGUGCCUGGCUGCUGGUAAUGCACGCCUGCACCUGAGUCAUGGCACGUUGCAAUCGACUGUGCUGCUAGGAUGCUACAAGUCUUUGCAGGCUGUGCACCCAGUCGAGAGCGUUGCAAUAGCUUACGGAUCGCACAAAGAAGUGGCUUUCGAGGGGGGCCCCCAGCCCUGGCCCUUGCUGCCUUCUGGGCACCAUGUACAAUUGUCGCCAAGCGUUGCCGACCCUGUAAGCAUCAGUGCGCAUUGUGGAUCUCUUCCAUUACAAGGGAGGUUGCCAAUGGCAGUCACUUUUCUUUGCUAUGCAGGAGACUUGUACGUGUUUAGAGUGCAGUGUCGAGGGCUUGGCGAGACGGACUUGGACCUCUCUGUUGGCAACAAUGUCUCUGCCACUUUGAUAAGCCCAGCCACAAGUCAUGCCUCUAUCAGGCAAGGGAUGCCUGGUAGUUUUGCUUUUCGUGAACCGUUGUUUGAUGCCAUGCUUCACAGUCACAGUGCCGUUAUAUUUAAUUGGUUUGCUUGUUCCUUACCUGCGUCUGUGGAACUUCGGCUGAGCUCGUCAGCGUCAUGUCCAGAGAAUAAGGUGCCAAGUAGUGGUGGUCCCCUAGAGGUGGAGCUUGUGGUGCGGGAUGCGGAGGGUCAGCAACUAGCUAAUACGUCAUCUCUGGAUGUGCUGUGGGAGCUGUCGGACCCCACCCUAGCCGAGCUGGCCAAUGAUUGGGACGUGAUGAGCCACGUAGACGGCUCUGCCGGUUACCGUCACGUCGUCCGUGAUUUUCAAGUUCUGCGGAUGCAAGGCAAGACUGGACUGCUCACGGUGACUGCAACGGUUCUUGGGUUCAAUGCAAAAGUGCUCGAACAGGCGGGCUUACACCUAACACAAGGUACAGACACUGAGUGGUUCGUUGCAGUGAACGUGAGCAUACUGAACGGCUCUGGUCGCUUUGCACUGGACAGGGUGAAUGGUGACGUUGCGGAGUUGACACUUUUCUCGAGAAAACUGCAAGUGCACGUACUGAGAGAAGGACAGGUCGAGGUUCAUCUGCGCGACCUCUGUCUGCCACGGGCCCCCGCGUUGCCGCUACAAGUGUCUGUCGUGUGGCCCGCCCGUCUGAGGCUCGCGCUGUCCUCUCCCCACGUGCAAGUCGGCGCCGAAGUGGAGGUCACGGUGCACCUGGAGGACAUGGAGGGCAAGCUGCUCUCCGCUCCGCUGGCCCUCGCCGACCAAAUCAUGGGUCCCCUGUCCCUGCGACCGUUAGAGGAGGGGCGAAACUGCCGCCGCUUUGCCGUACGUGGCAAGGCUUUGGGCAGCGGCACCAUACGGUUCGUUGCCAAGGACUUUCCAAAGGAGCUAGUCAGUGCACCGGUCACCGUCCAAGUGUUCGCCCCACUGCACCUGAAGCCCCGCAACCUGACCAUACCUGUUGGCUCCAAGUACCAGCUGGGAUGGACGGGAGGCCCAAUCAACAUGGCUGUCAAGUUCGACAAGGUCGAGGAGGUGCCGUGUCUGUCGGUGUCACCGAGUGGGCUGGUGCAGGCACGAGGCACACCAUGCCAGGGCCGCGUGCAGGCCACGGCAGCAGCUUUCGAUGGCAGGGAUGAUACACUGGUGCGGGUGGUGGCCAUUAAGGAGUUACGGAUAGGCUGCCCCUUGAGAGAGAUCAUUCAGGGUACAGAGGUGGCAGUGCACAGUGGAGGCCGCUGGAGGCCUGGGUCCAAAGGUGGUGUGCCUGUCGGUUGAAACAAGCGGCUCUUUGCGCUGGGCAGCAUCGGAGCAUGGCCUGGUGUCCUCUGGUGGCGCCCCUGACACGAGAUGCACCCCCCGAUGGCCUGUGCGUGGCACACAUGCGCGCCCUUCUGCCGGGACAGCUGGAGCUGCGCCUUCUGUGGCGUAACAGCACUGCUGCAGUGUU